AUGCUAUGUGUAAUUUUUGUGAUUGGUCCGUUACUUCAUGAUCUACCAACGUGCGUGCUGAGUUCGAUAGUUGUCGUAGCCCUGUCCCCAUUGCUAUCGAGGAUCACUGAACUGAAAUAUCUGUGGAGGUUCUCCAAGUCAGAUGUGGUUGUUUGGGUUGUUACGGCUGUAGUCACUAUUUUCUGGGAUAUCAUCACAGGUCUUGUUACUGGAAUGGUGCUCGCACUUAUAACUGUUGUUGCUCAUACCCAAAGGUACGUUUCUACUGGUUGUAUCACGUUUAACUGCACAUUUCAUGCAAAUCGUAUGGGCUCAGGCUCUUGA
Cooperia oncophora is the source of this 324-nucleotide messenger RNA. NCBI's taxonomy places the organism in Eukaryota, Metazoa, Nematoda, Chromadorea, Rhabditida, Trichostrongylidae. The record is from the annotation of a GenBank genome assembly.